Molecule: messenger RNA, 3378 nt
Organism: Cucurbita pepo subsp. pepo (vegetable marrow)
Lineage: Eukaryota; Viridiplantae; Streptophyta; Magnoliopsida; Cucurbitales; Cucurbitaceae
Source: RefSeq, a predicted model, not a curated record
AUGGCAACUUUAACCAACCAACCAUCUAAGAAAGCGAUUCGCAGCCCGGGCGCAUCUGCGAAUUCCACAAGCAUUCGUGCUGCGAGUGGACAAACGGUUAAGUUUGCUCGAAGAACAUCGAGCGGUCGGUAUGUUAGUUUGUCGAGAGAAGAUCUCGACAUGUCGGGAGAGGUUUCGGGGGAUUAUAUUAACUACACGGUGCAUAUUCCUCCAACACCGGAUAAUCAACCGAUGGAUUCGUCAAUAGCGAGCAAAGCGGAGGAGCAAUACGUCUCGAACUCGUUGUUUACCGGUGGAUUCAACAGCGUUACACGAGCACAUCUUAUGGAUAAGGUGAUAGAUUCCGAGGUUACUCAUCCUCAAAUGGCCGGAGCUAAGGGAUCUUCGUGUGCCAUGCCGGCUUGUGAUGGCAAGGUCAUGAAAGACGAGCGGGGUAAAGAUAUCACUCCUUGCGAAUGCAGGUUUAGAAUAUGUAGGGAUUGCUAUCUUGAUGCCUUGAAGGAAACAGGACUAUGUCCUGGCUGCAAAGAGCCCUACAAAGUGGGAGACUAUGAGGAAGAUUCCAACGAGUAUUCAGCAUUGCAAUUACAUGGCCCAGAUGGGUCUAAAGGUGGCUCACAAAACAUGUCAAUGAUGAAGCUAAACCAAACUGGUGAGUUUGACCACAACAAAUGGUUGUUUGAGUCAAAGGGAACUUAUGGAGUUGGUAGUGCCUAUUGGACUCCGGAGGACGGUUACGGCAACGGUGGCAACGACAACUUCGGUGACGGGAUGAUGGAGGCAAUGGACAAGCCAUGGAAACCGCUGAGCCGAACGUUUCCGAUCCCAGCAAGCAUCAUCAGUCCUUACAGGCUAUUGAUAUUAGUAAGAUUUGUGGUGUUGGGUUUCUUUUUGCAUUGGAGAGUGCGACAUCCAAAUGAGGAUGCAAUAUGGCUAUGGCUAAUGUCUAUUGUUUGUGAGAUAUGGUUUGCUUUCUCUUGGAUUCUUGAUCAAAUUCCGAAGCUAUGUCCCGUUAAUCGCGCGACCGAUCUUCAAGUCCUUUACGACAAGUUUGAUGCACCGUCUCCGUUGAAUCCCACCGGCCGUUCCGACCUCCCGGGAGUCGACUUGUUUGUAUCCACAGCCGACCCUGAAAAGGAACCGGUUCUCGUGACUGCUAAUACCAUAUUAUCCAUCCUUGCAGUUGAUUAUCCAGUUGAGAAACUUGCAUGUUACGUCUCUGAUGACGGAGGCGCUCUCUUGACAUUUGAGGCAAUGGCGGAGGCUGCGAGUUUCGCAGAUUUGUGGGUACCGUUUUGUCGUAAGCACGAUAUCGAGCCGAGGAAUCCCGAAAGCUAUUUUAGUUUAAAAGUGGAUCCAACGAAGAACAAGAGUAGAUCGGAUUUUGUGAAGGAUAGAAGGAAGAUCAAGCGGGAGUACGACGAGUUUAAGGUUCGAACAAACGGGCUCCCGGACUCGAUUAGGAGGCGAUCGGAAGCUUUCAAUGCAAGGGAAGAGAUGAAGAUGUGGAAGCUCAUGAAAGAAAAGGGAGGACCAGAUGCCAUGGAGCCAAUUAAGGUUCAAAAAGCAACAUGGAUGGCUGAUGGCUCACAUUGGCCUGGCACUUGGGUUGUCCCUACUGGCGACCAUUCUAAGGGCGACCACUCCGGAAUUCUUCAGGUGAUGCUAAAGCCUCCAAGCCACGACCCGUUAUUGGGGAGCACAGACGAGAAGAUCAUAGACUUCACAGAUGUCGACAUUCGUCUUCCGAUGUUCGUAUACAUGUCUCGUGAGAAACGACCCGGGUACGAUCAUAACAAGAAGGCGGGAGCCAUGAAUGCCCUUGUAAGAUCUUCAGCCGUUUUGUCAAAUGGUCCAUUCAUUCUCAACCUUGAUUGUGAUCAUUACAUCUACAAUUGCAAAGCCAUCAAAGAGGGAAUGUGCUUCAUGAUGGACCGUGGUGGGGAGGACAUAUGUUACAUUCAAUUCCCUCAAAGAUUUGAAGGCAUUGAUCCUUCCGAUCGGUACGCCAAUCAUAACACGGUCUUCUUCGAUGGUAAUAUGAGAGCGCUCGAUGGAAUACAGGGUCCGGUGUACGUCGGGACGGGUUGUAUGUUUAGGCGGUUCGCGCUCUACGGGUUCGACCCGCCGCAACCCGAUAAGAUGAAACAGGCUAAAAGUGAUCAGCCUGAAACACAACCGUUGCAGCCAACUGACUUUGAUCCUGACCUUGAUGUGAAUCUACUUCCCAAGCGUUUUGGAAAUUCCACAAUGUUGGCUGAGUCUAUAUUGGUUGCUGAGUUUCAAGGUCGCCCGAUUGCUGAUCAUCCCGCGGUUAAGUACGGACGACCUCCCGGGGCCUUGAGGGUUCCACGUCAACCGCUCGACGCUGCAACGGUCGCUGAAGCUGUCUCGGUCAUUUCGUGUUGGUACGAGGACAAAACGGAAUGGGGUGAUCGAGUAGGAUGGAUUUAUGGAUCGGUUACAGAGGACGUUGUCACGGGUUAUCGUAUGCAUAACCGUGGAUGGCACUCAGUGUAUUGCAUUACCAAGCGUGAUGCGUUUCGUGGGUCAGCUCCGAUUAAUCUAACGGAUCGUCUCCAUCAAGUGCUUCGAUGGGCAACAGGUUCAGUCGAGAUUUUUUUCUCAAGAAACAAUGCUAUUCUCGCUACGAGACGCCUCAAAUUUCUCCAACGCCUUGCAUACCUUAACGUCGGCAUCUAUCCCUUCACCUCGAUCUUCCUCAUCGUCUAUUGCUUCCUCCCGGCACUCUCUCUUUUCUCCGGGAACUUCAUUGUCCAAUCACUCAACGCCACUUUCUUAAUCUACCUUCUCAUCAUCACAAUAUGUUUGAUUUCAUUAGCCAUUCUCGAAGUGAAAUGGUCAGGCAUUGGGUUAGAAGAAUGGUGGAGAAACGAACAAUUUUGGCUCAUUUCAGGCACGUCAGCUCACUUAGCGGCGGUAGUACAGGGGCUUUUGAAGGUGAUAGCAGGGAUAGAGAUCUCAUUCACGUUAACGUCGAAGUCAUCAGGUGACGAAAACGAAGACAUCUACGCGGAUUUAUACCUCGUGAAAUGGACAUCGUUAAUGGUGCCACCAAUUGUGAUAGCGAUGAUGAACAUCAUAGCCAUGGUGGUGGCAUUUUCAAGGACAAUAUACAGCACAGUGCCACAAUGGAGCAAGUUCAUUGGUGGGGCGUUUUUCAGCUUUUGGGUAUUGGCCCAUUUGUACCCAUUUGCGAAGGGGCUGAUGGGAAGGAGAGGAAAGACACCGACAAUUGUGAUAGUUUGGUCUGGUUUGAUAGCCAUAACGCUGUCUUUGUUGUGGAUAGCCAUAAGCCCACCCAAGGCAGAGGAUGCUGAUGCUGCCAUUGGUGGAGGAGGCUUUGAGUUCCCAUAA